This is a messenger RNA of Papaver somniferum (opium poppy), 1934 nucleotides long. RefSeq names its product two-component response regulator ARR12-like. Gene Ontology annotation, molecular function: DNA binding; DNA-binding transcription factor activity. The record is from RefSeq and is a predicted model, not a curated record. The transcript is spliced from 5 exons. NCBI's taxonomy places the organism in Eukaryota, Viridiplantae, Streptophyta, Magnoliopsida, Ranunculales, Papaveraceae. Bases 367 to 1686 code for a protein of 439 amino acids.
CACAUAGAGAGAGCUCAGCUAGGGACAAACAUACAGUAGUACUACUGUUUCAUUCAUAUACCACCACUGAUGAGGAAAGAGAGAGAAGAAGAACAAGAACAAGGAAUGAGUCUCUAUGUUUAGGUAGAGUUAGGGGUUUCAAUUCCCAUCUCCAUCUUCAUUUCAGCUUCUUAUGGUUGUUAAAAAACAAUUCUCAAGAUGAUCGUACCCUAUUCGAUACGGCGGUUAUAAUCGACUCUCGCAUGAUGGGGAAAGAGUAAUUCAAGGUUUUUGCUGAUAAAUAAUUGAACUGAUCAAUUUGACUUUAAUAAGUGUGUUUGAUUAAUUAGGGUUAGCUAGGGUUUAAAUUAGUAAGGAAAAGAAGAGAUGAAAGAAAGUACUAGUGCCGAAGGUUCAAAUACAAACUUAUAUGAUGAUAAGAAAGAGGGUGAAGAAGAAGAUGAAGAAGAGGAGGAGGAAAAAGAAGAAGUAGAUGAUGUGCUGGUGGUUGGAGAUGAGGCAGCAGAUGGUGACGAUGAACCUGAAAAUGGAGGAUGUUCAAGCAACAGCACAGUAGAUGAAAGCGAAAGGAAAGGGAAUAAUAACAAUUCCAGUGGUGUACGACCAUACGUUCGUUCAAAAACACCUAGACUUAGAUGGACGCCUGAUCUUCAUAUGUGUUUCAUUCAUGCCGUUGAAAGACUCGGUGGACAAGAAAGAGCAACACCAAAAUUGGUUCUUCAAUUGAUGAACAUUAAAGGUCUUAGCAUCGCUCAUGUCAAGAGCCAUUUACAAAUGUACAGAAGCAAAAAGAUCGAUGAUCGGGGUCAAGUCAUAUCUGAGAAAGGUAAUCAUCAUCUUAUGGAAGGAGGAGAUGGUUAUAUUUACAACUUCAGCCAACUUCCUAUGCUUCAAGGCUUCAAUCAAAUGAGACCUACAAUGACUUCAAGUAGUACUUUCGGCUAUGGCAAUUAUCCAUGGAGAGGGAAUGGGAACUGGAUGGCUAGUGCUCCUUACAUGAGUAUGGUUGCAAAUAGCAGAGCGAAGCCGCCAGGAAUAUAUGGUUCGGUAGUAGAGAGGAUCUUUGGUUGUAAUACAAGUACUAUUUCUACUCCAAAUCGGAAUUUCCAUCAUAUAGGAAGCUCUACUACUUCUUCAUCAACUCACGAGCAGCUCAAAAAGGUAUUGCAUCAAAAAGAACAACCAUUACCUCAUGAAAAUGAAUUUCGAGCAAAGACGUUGCAUGAUCAUGAAUCUUGGAAAUCCCGGUUCCGGUUAUCAUGUUCAACAAUAGAUCAACCAAGCAACAUCUUCAUUAAUCAUGGUUUACAAGAAAGAGGCAUAAACAGAUCUGAAAACCCUAACCCUUGCUACUUACAAAAUGAUAUAGGAAGUAGUAGUAACCCGAAAACCAAUUCGGUAAUGAAAGAAGAAGAAGGAAAGGUUAUCAACACGAAAAGAAAAGCUUCGGAGUAUCGUGACAGUAGUCUUGAUUUGAAUCUCUCCUUGAAGAUAAACACGUCAGAUACGAAUGAAAAAGAUUCAUUGGAAGAUGAACAUGAUGAAGUUGGUAAUGAUUUAUCUCUUUCUUUGUUCUCACCUUGUUCAUCCAAGAGGAAAAGAAAGAAGUUGAAGGAAGGACAUGAUGAUGGUGAUGAUAGAAAGGAACAUGAAAAACUAGCAAGUACUCUAAAUCUGACUAUAUGAAUGAGACAAUAUUCUAAGUGAGAUCUUGCAGUACUUGCUAAUAUUCGAGACAACAAAAAAAGAAAAAAAUUAUAUAAAUAAUGUAGAAAAUGAAAAAAUAACUGGUGUCAUGAGAUUCGUACCAACAUUACAAAGUAAUAACACCACUUGUUCAUCCUUUGUUGUUUUGUAUCGUUUUUGUAUUUUAAUUGCAUUCUUAUUAUUAAGUGAUGAUGGUAUAAUGAUGAUGAAAUCUGUCAUACUUAUUU